CCCAAAUCCAUAAUACCUCAUCCCAAGUCGCUUCCCGCUCUUACCAUCCCGCAAUUGCUUGCAUUUCCAAUCUAUUCUGUGAUACCCAGCCACCAAUACAACUUUGAUACCCCUAAAAACAGACAAGAUGGCCUCCGAGCGUCAAGCAGCACCCCUCCGUCUGGGCUCGACUGCCCCCAACUUCCAGGCCGAGACCACCCAGGGCCCCAUCGACUUCCAUGAGUUCAUUGGCGACAACUGGGUCAUCCUGUUCUCCCACCCCGAGGACUACACCCCCGUGUGCACCACCGAGCUCGGCGAGAUGGCCCGUCUCGAGCCCGAGUUCAAGAAGCGCGGCGUCAAGCUGAUCGGUCUCUCCGCCAACACCCUCGGCAGCCACGAGGGCUGGAUCAAGGACAUUGACGAGGUGACUGGCUCGCUCGUCAGCUUCCCCAUCCUCGCCGACAAGGAGCGCAAGAUUGCCUACCUCUACGACAUGAUUGACUACCAAGACACUACCAACGUGGAUGAGAAGGGCAUUGCCUUCACGAUCCGCUCCGUCUUCUUCAUCGACCCCAAGAAGACCAUCCGCACCAUCCUGUCGUACCCGGCGUCCACGGGCCGCAACAGCGCCGAGAUCCUGCGCGUCAUCGACUCGCUCCAGACCGGCGACAAGCACAAGGUCACCACCCCGAUCAACUGGGUACCCGGUGACGAUGUUAUCGUCCACCCUACCAUCAAGGGCGAGCAGGCCACCACCCUGUUCCCCAACAUGCGCGUCGUCAAGCCGUACCUGCGCUUCACCCCGCUGCCCAAGGACGCUUAAGCAAUGGGCGGUGACGGUUAUGACGGAGGAGGGAUGAUAGGACGGUCAUGCUAGUUACAGCUCGAGGAAUACCGCACUCCGGGUGGAAUACCUACCCCCGUGGAUGUGGAUAUGGCUCCGGUUUCUGCCAUCU
Molecule: messenger RNA, 938 nt
Organism: Chaetomium fimeti
Lineage: Eukaryota; Fungi; Ascomycota; Sordariomycetes; Sordariales; Chaetomiaceae
Product: thioredoxin-like protein
Exons: 3
Coding region: 128-805 (225 amino acids)
Biological process (GO): cellular response to oxidative stress; cellular oxidant detoxification; cell redox homeostasis
Cellular component (GO): cytosol; mitochondrion
Molecular function (GO): peroxiredoxin activity
Source: RefSeq, a predicted model, not a curated record